This is a messenger RNA of Microthlaspi erraticum, 1647 nucleotides long. Lineage: Eukaryota; Viridiplantae; Streptophyta; Magnoliopsida; Brassicales; Brassicaceae. The record is from the annotation of a GenBank genome assembly.
AUGAGAGGUACUAUAGGAAGAAGAUUGACAAACCCUAACAAUGGCUUCACUCUUGCAUCCGUAGUCAAGCAUACCCCAUUUCUCAUCCAACCCACAUCUCAUUUCUCCUCCUCCUCCUCCGACGGCGCUGGCCGUGGCCGUGGACGCGGUUCCGGAUUCGCCGGUGGAGAUGGAGGAUUUCCAGCAGCUGGAAGGGGACAAUUCGGUAUCAAUCGCGAAUCGGAAAAGGCUAACAACGAACCGGUCGGUCAUGGACGUGGCUCGUCGGAAUCGCAAUCUCCCGGCGGAUUUGGUCAUGGUCGCGGCCGUCCGAUCCAAUCUGAUUCGAUUCCUCCUGCGUUUUCCUCUUUUGUUAGACCGGAUUCUCCUAGCGUUGGCCGUGGUAGAGGAUCCGUCGGAUCCGACCCUGUUACACCUUUCGCUUCUGAACCUCCUCGCCAUCCAUCGCCUCCACCACCGCAACAGUCUCAGCAGCCGCAUUCACAACCUCCGCCCAGGGAUGAAUCUCAGGGAAGUCCCCGUCCCCAAUUUAGUGGAGAAGAGCAACCGCAACCGCACUCGCCGACGCCGCCUGUGUUUGUGAAGCUUCAGGAGAUUAAGGAAGAAACUUCGGUACCACCAUCAGAGUUUGGAUCUGGACAAGCCGCUCCGCCUAAGAUUAUAUUCAAUUCGUUGGGAAACGAAUUUCAAUCCAAUCCAGGAAGUGGAGCUGGACGAGGAAAGCCUCCUGUGGAAUCUGCUCCAAUCCAACAUGGAGAAAACCGCCACAUUCGACGCCCUCAGCCACCGCAAUAUCAGCGAUCACAACCGCAGCAGCAGCAGCGGGCUCAACCACCAAGAGAUGAAACUCCUCGGCCUCAGUUGAGUCAGGAAGAGGCUGGGAGAAGAGCAAGGAGCGAGCUUUCACGCGGUGAAGCUGAAGGAGGAGGAGGAGGAGGAGGAGGAGGUGUUAGAGGGAGAGGAGGAGGGAGAGGAAGAGGUAGAGGAGCAAGAGGCAGAGGUAGAGGAAGAGGUGGUGAUGGAUGGAGAGAUGAUAAGAAAGAAGGUGAAGCUGAACAAGAGGCUUUAAGUGUGUUCGUUGGUGAUUCUGCUGAUGGAGAGAAGUUUGCUCAGAAAAUGGGAGCCGUGAUGAUGAAGACGUUAGCAGAAGAAUUUGAAGAUGUCUGCGAAAAGUCUUUGCCUUCUACUGCUAAUGAUGCCAUUUUGGAUGCCUAUGAUACCAAUAUGAUGAUUGAGUGUGAGCCAGAGUACCUGAUGCCGGACUUUGGAUCGAAUCCGGACAUUGAUGAGAAGCCACCAAUGUCUCUGCGUGAGUGCCUUGAGAAGGUGAAGCCUUUCAUAGUGGCUUACGAGGGAAUCAAGGAUCAAGCAGAAUGGGAGGAAGCAAUUGAUGAAGUGAUGACGCAAGCUCCCCUUAUAAAAGAGAUUGUUGAUCACUACAGUGGUCCUGAUAGAGUAACUGCCAAGACACAGAACGAAGAGCUCGACAGAAUUGCUAUGACGAUUCCCAAGAGCGCACCUGAUUCCGUGAAACGAUUUGCAGAUCGUGCAGCUCUUUCUCUUAAGAGUAAUCCUGGUUGGGGAUUUGACAAGAAGUACCAAUUCAUGGACAAGCUCGUUUCAGAGGCGUCGCAGAGCUACAAAUAG